Chara braunii is the source of this 1660-nucleotide messenger RNA. Lineage: Eukaryota; Viridiplantae; Streptophyta; Charophyceae; Charales; Characeae. The record is from the annotation of a GenBank genome assembly.
UAGGAGUGCACCUCUACCCGCCCUUCUGCCUCGCCUCAGUCCGUGCGUUUGUGCGUGCCUGCGCGGGUGUGCUUUUGUGUGCUAUUCGUGUGCGUGUACCUGUGACUCUGUGAGGUUGUCUCUGUGUGUCUACGAGCGCUCACACACACAGACGCACACACACACAGAGAGAGAGAGAGAGAGGGAGGGCCGCGGGGAAGGAUGAGCAGUGUGCUGCUGUAGAUUGAUCUUGGAAUCCGCCAAAAGUGAAAUAUUAUUUUUUUCCGUCGAAAGAGCAGUCUCCGCACUUGUCAACCAUGUCCAUCAAGAAGGAAAACACUGUGAAGCUGAUCAGUGCAGAGGGAUUCGAGUUUGUCAUCGAUAGGCAGGCUGCUAUGGUGUCCAAUACCAUAAAGAAUAUGCUGAGCUCCUCAGGCAGCUUUACUGAAACAGAACUUGGAGAAGUGAAGUUCCCCGAGAUCAGCACACCCAUUCUGGAAAAGCUUUGCCAGUAUUUCUAUUAUAAGCUGCGAUACAGCAACACAACAAAUGUGAACAACAUUCCAGAAUUCAAAAUUGAGCCUGAUAUAGCAUUGGAGUUGCUGAUGGCCGCAAACUUCCUUGAUGCGUAAAGGAGGCAGGCUGUCGUUUUUUCUCCUUGGUUAAGUUCUAAGCAGCCUGCCAUGAAGUCCUGUAUCCUUGCUGAAUGCUUCGUCCUCCCUUGCGGAAUCUGGUGUGCUUGUCAUAGGGUUCAUUGCUGAGAUACCCUAUGUAGCACUUGAGUCAGGCAUAUGUAGAUACUUGAGGCAGGCAGUGUUGCAGCGUUUACGAGAGCCUUGAUUGAGUGUUUGGUCGGUUGGUCGGUUGUCCACCGCGGAGCUUCGGCAACUUGGUUCCCCUCUGUGAGAGCUCUUCUUGCACUGGGAAGAGAGGGAUGGAAGACUGUGGGAUCAGCAGCCUCUUCUACCAAUGGCGGUUGUGCAGUGGUUUUGCAACCGUUCGCAUCUGCAUCCUUGUGCAGAAGUGUUUGGUAGUUCAUGGCUCAGGUAAACUCUCAGCCUGAUGGCAUGACAACCAACUUCUGAUUCUUUUCUGAUAGAAACGCUGGACACAGUCAUGGUUAUGGGUUGGUUCAACAUCACAGCGGACCCCAAGUUUGUGCCUGUGUAUUGGAAAUGAAGGGCAUGUUGGGCAGCUCAGUUUUUCAAUGAUUGCACUCAGUGUAUCCGCUGUCUAUUUAGCUGAGCUUUUGUGCACAACCUCCCAAUGGGGGUGUUCCCCGUGUGAUGUUAGUGUUACAUAUCACACACUAAAGGCGCAGAACCAAUCAAUUUCUUCAAUUUAUUUGACCAUUCUUAGUGUUCGUCUAUUAUGUUUAUGUAUGAUUUGCAAUUGCAUUAGUUCAUUGUUCAAACAGGAAUUUUUUUUCUCUUUUUCAUUUGGAUCAUUUCUCGACGUAUGUCUGUCAUCAUUGUGCAGGGGCAACGCUAAUCUUCUGUGUAUCGUUCCAAUUUUAACAGAUGUCCCAAAGGACACCAAACUGGAAUUCUUCUUUUUCUUUUGCUUUUCCAUAGCAGAGCACAAUGCUUCAGGAUCUCAACUGCUGGCAGAUCAAUACAUCUCUUGGAGGGCUAAUGACAAUGGUAUUCUUACUCCACAUGAAUAAAGUACUGCUCCACAG